This is a messenger RNA of Brassica oleracea var. oleracea, 588 nucleotides long. RefSeq names its product cell division cycle 20.2, cofactor of APC complex-like. The transcript has a single exon. Gene Ontology annotation, cellular component: anaphase-promoting complex. Bases 1 to 588 code for a protein of 195 amino acids. Gene Ontology annotation, molecular function: anaphase-promoting complex binding; protein binding; ubiquitin ligase activator activity. Gene Ontology annotation, biological process: positive regulation of anaphase-promoting complex-dependent catabolic process; anaphase-promoting complex-dependent catabolic process; positive regulation of ubiquitin protein ligase activity. The record is from RefSeq and is a predicted model, not a curated record. Lineage: Eukaryota; Viridiplantae; Streptophyta; Magnoliopsida; Brassicales; Brassicaceae.
AUGCCGCCGGCGGCAAAAAAGCAGAAAAAGCUGGCAUUGUUGAUUUCAGCCUCCAAAGACGCUUACAGGAAAGGUUUGGCGGAAGCUCUGAAUCUCAACCGCACCCGUAUUCUCGCCUUCAGGAACAAACCUCCUCCUCUCCAUCAUUACUCUUCUCCUCCUCCUCCUCUUCACCAACAGCCCCGACGACGACGACAUAUUCCUCUUUCUUGUCGGAAAGAGUUGGACGCUCCUGGAAUUCUUGAUGACUUCUGCCUUUCUCACAACGUCUUAGCCAUUGCCCUGGGCCACACUCUUUACCUCUGGGAUGCUUCUACCGCCUCUGUAUCUGAGCUCGUGACCAUUGAGGAAGCCAAAGGACCCAUCACAAGCAUAAUCUGGUCGCCUGAUGCUUCCUACCUUGCACUUGGCCUCAACAACUCUCAAGUACAGCUCUGGGAUUCUUCCUCCAACACCAAGAUCAAAACUUUCAAGGGUCUCCACCACUCUGGAGUAGGAUCACUUGCGUGGAACAACAACAUCCUCACAACUAGAGGCAUGGACGGCAAGAUUGUCAACUCCGAUGUCAGGAUCAGGCCUGUUGUGUGA